AUAAGGCUAAUCGGAGGACCAAAUCCUUACACUGGUAAUGUUGAAGUACAAUUCAAUAAUACUUGGGGUCCAGUUUGCGAUGAUAAAUUUGACAUCAAAGCAGCCAAUGUUACUUGCAAACAACUUGGGUUUGUAAAUGCUCGAAGUUGGGCUUGUUGUUCCAAGUACGGUAGCAAAAUGAAUAACUAUUGGCUAGAUGAUGUAGUCUGCGUUGGCAAUGAGUCGGCUUUAUCCGAGUGCCAACAUAAAGAAUGGGGAAGUUCCAAUUGCCUUAAUUAUGAGGUUGUUAGCGUUGAAUGUCAAGGCAAUUGGUUCCGAAUAAGUGGCAAUAGCAACAUUAACGGUACUGGCUAUGUAGAAGUCUACCAGAAUGGUUAUUGGGGAACUAUAUGUAACACUGGCAUAGAUUUUACCGCUGCAGUGGUGCUAUGCAGAGCGGCUGGUUAUGGCAAUGUAACAACUAUUUAUUCUUCAUCGAUGUACGGAAGUGGCAAAGGGAAAAUCUUAUUCGAUAAUUUGCAAUGUAAUGGCGACGAAACUACACCUCUCAAUUGCUUACGGAAUGUACCGGCUAAUUCUAAUUGUACACACGACAUGGAUGUGACCAUCGAAUGCAACAUUCCAACUUCUGGCUCUGUUCGAUUAGUCAACGGCAGUAACCCAUUAAGUGGACGUGUUGAAGUUUAUUUAAAUAAUAACUGGUCUACAGUCUGUCUUAACCAAUCUUCUAUCCAAGAUAUGAAAGUCAUUUGCAAACAAAUGGGCUAUAUAUUUGCUAAUGCAUUCCCAACGCCGGUAUUUGGCCAAGGUAAUACUGCUACUAUCUAUCAGCUUAAAUGUACUGGUACUGAAAAUUCAGUUAAAGACUGUCCAGCUGUAGCGGUUACUAAUCAAGGUGGUUGCACUCAUCAGUGGGACUUAAGUCUUGCUUGCUCAGGACCAUCUAAGCAAGGCGAUGUUCAACUCAAGAACGGAGUUAAUGCUACUGAAGGUCGCGUGGAAGUAUACGUUGGUGACCGUUGGGCGACAUUAUGUGAUAAAGUAGCUACAAUUAAUGACGGCAAAGUCAUCUGCAAUCAGUUAAAUUUGACCUUUUCUCGAUAUUUACCCAAAGCCUACUUUGGUAGAGGUAAUAGCUCAGCAGCUAUCGUAUCAACUAGUUGCACUGGUAACGAGAUAAGUUUGAGAGCCUGCAAUAUGAAAACACUCACCAGUGCUAGUGGUUGUACUCAUGCGAAUGAUGUCAGCAUUUUAUGCAGCAUAUCUGACACUGAGCCAUUAAGGCUGCUUGGUGGACCAAAUCGAUACUCUGGAAAUCUUGAAGUAUUUUUCAAAGGUAGAUGGGGAUCAGUUUGUGAUGACCGAUUUGAUCUUAAGGAUGCAAACGUUGCCUGUAGGCAACUUGGAUUUGCGAGUGCUAAGGACUUUGCCUGUUGCUCAAAAUAUGGCUCAAAGGUGACCCCAUACUGGCUAGAUGAUCUUGACUGCACAGGCACUGAAACAGCAUUAUCUUUAUGUAAGCAUAGUGCUUGGGGAGUUGCAAACUGUGGAAAUCUUGAAGUUGCUAGCAUAGAAUGCCAAGGAAAUUGUGGUACUAGCAUCAUUAGUGGUACUGGAUUCGUCGAAGUUUACCAAAAUGGGGCUUGGGGCACAGUAUGCAAUAACAAUAAUGUCGAUAUUACUACUGCAUCAGUCUUAUGCAGAGCUGCUGGUUACGGUAAUGCGACCAACGUAUAUUCAUUCCCUAUCUAUGGAAAAGGCAAAGAAAAAAUACAAUUUGAUAGCUUAAAAUGCUUUGGUCACGAAACAUCUCCAAGUGAUUGCACCCGCCGAGUCCCAGCUCUCGCUAAUUGUACCCAUGACAUGGACUUGGCCAUCAAAUGUAGCAAUUCUACAGUCAUUGGAAUCCGCUUGACAGGCUCAUCAAUAUAUAGUCAAGGUUUGGUCGAAGUAUACAAUGGCCAGACUUGGGGUAAAGUUUGUAAUAGCUUCUGGCAAUUCCAAGAUGCUCAAGUAGCAUGUCGACAACUUGGAUUUGCCGAUACGCAAUUACGUAGCCAAUGCUGUGGUAAUAGUUCUAUGACCACAAUCAUUGGAAAGAUUGGGUGUACCGGUAAAGAGCCAAAUCUCGCCAAUUGCACCCAAAGCAAUCUUGCCGGGGAUAUAAGUCAAUGUUCUACUACUAUGGGUGCUCAAGCAUUCUGCGUUGGUAAUUUGCUGAUACUACUGUGA
Messenger RNA from Trichoplax adhaerens, 2232 nucleotides. RefSeq lists its product as uncharacterized. Gene Ontology annotation, cellular component: membrane. The annotation marks the transcript as partial. The record is from RefSeq and is a predicted model, not a curated record. The transcript is spliced from 7 exons. NCBI's taxonomy places the organism in Eukaryota, Metazoa, Placozoa, Uniplacotomia, Trichoplacea, Trichoplacidae.